Messenger RNA from Penicilliopsis zonata CBS 506.65, 873 nucleotides. RefSeq lists its product as hypothetical. The record is from RefSeq and is a predicted model, not a curated record. Lineage: Eukaryota; Fungi; Ascomycota; Eurotiomycetes; Eurotiales; Aspergillaceae. Gene Ontology annotation, molecular function: protein binding. Bases 1 to 873 code for a protein of 290 amino acids. The transcript is spliced from 4 exons.
AUGACCAAGUUCAGGGCUAGUAACAUCCUGGGCGACCCCUUCGCGCUCGCCACCAUCUCAAUUUCUAUCCUGGCGUGGUUGAUCGCUCUCGUCGCCUCGAUUAUCGCAGACAUCCAAAGUGACUAUGCCAACUAUGCUUGGUGGGCUAUCGCCUACAUGUUCUGUUGCAUCAUCGGCGUCAUCAUCGUUGUUGGUUCCGACACAGGGGUUGUUUACGGUGUCGCGGUCGUUGGUUAUCUGGCUGCGGGGCUCGUAUUCACUACUCUCGCUGUCAACACGGAUGUCUAUCAACCCCAGCCCGCUAAGCAAGCUGCUGGCGCCGGCUUCAUUCUCCUGUCCAUGGUGAUUAUCGUCUGGAUUUUCUAUUUCGGAUCCACGCCUCAAGCUACUCACCGUGGUUUUAUCGACUCGUUUGCCCUCCACAAAGAGCAUGCUGUCGGCUCCUACCGCAACAGCCGGCCCAUGUCGAGUGCUUUUGGUGCCCGCCCGGAGACCGUCGCGGCAGCCACUCCCACCCCUCAAAUGUACACCUCUGCACAGCUCAGCGGCUUUGAGACCUCGACCCCUGUGUCCGGCUUCCCAGGCGGUGCUCCCGGCGCCGAGCACCGGAACUCGUCGCAGCCUCGCUUUGGGACCGGUCAAUCGCCAAACCCCAACGCAGAGAACCCGGGUGAGGUGCCACAGCCAACGGAAUACCCUUACCGAGCAAAGGCUAUCUACUCGUAUGAAGCUAACCCUGAAGACGCCAAUGAAAUCAGCUUCAACAAGCACGAGGUUCUCGAGGUGUCAGAUGUCAGUGGAAGGUGGUGGCAGGCAAGGAAAGCAACUGGGGAAACCGGGAUUGCUCCAUCGAAUUAUCUGAUCCUCCUGUGA